Thunnus maccoyii (southern bluefin tuna) is the source of this 4144-nucleotide messenger RNA. RefSeq names its product syntrophin, basic 1 (gene sntb1). NCBI's taxonomy places the organism in Eukaryota, Metazoa, Chordata, Actinopteri, Scombriformes, Scombridae. Gene Ontology annotation, cellular component: intracellular anatomical structure; synapse; dystrophin-associated glycoprotein complex. Bases 1448 to 3085 code for a protein of 545 amino acids. Gene Ontology annotation, molecular function: protein binding; structural molecule activity. The transcript has 8 exons. The record is from RefSeq and is a predicted model, not a curated record.
AUACAUCACAAGCCAUCAACUAUACAUACAUACACGCAAAAGUUGAUUCAAUUUAUGUAAUUUAAAUCUCCCAUCAUGGAGAUAUUUUUAUGCACUUUGUUCAUUAUACUGAUUGCACUUGAUGCAAAGGAUCCCAUGUGUAUCUUUUUGUUCCAGAGGGGCUUUACUGGUUUUCAUGUAAUGCCAGGACAGACAAACAGUUUAAAAUGUGACCAGCAGGUGUCAUAACUACAUUGCUCAUAGAUCACUGUGAAGCAAGGUUUCCCUCAGCCGUUUAUUAAACAGGAUGUCAUGCUUCAGUGAGAAAGCUGUUACCCAAAGUACAGGAAAAUGCAUAUUUAUAGAUCUAGGUGUCCUUCGAUCCAAAAUCCUGUUCAGUAGUGUUGAGGAGUAUUAGUGGUGGAGAAACUUCUGGGCCUUCACUAAAGCCACAGCUGCUUAUUAGUUUUUUCCUAAUGUCAUCAUGUCCUGUUGGCUGACUGUAGUUUGCCCGUAUCAUCUGUCUGCGUCUUCUCUCAGCCUCCCUGUCCUCAUCCCUGUGAAGGACCACCGGUGGCAUCAAGCGGCUCCAGUCAUCACUGACUGCACCUUCAUUUCACUUAUUUGAACUCUCACGAGCCAAUAAGGUCAACAGGGCACGAGGAUGUCCUUUGGAAUAACAAUAAAGACGGAGAGCAAAGCCUCGCAGGGGGGUCUUUCCAUGUCAGAGCUUCCUAACAAAACGCCCUCUCUUUCUCUCUUUUGAAACAUCAAAACCGGCACAGGCGCAUUCCUGUACGCGCGUGACCGAUCUCACUACUCCAACGUGAACGCGGUCAAGUACGGCGGAGUGGGACUCACCGGACAUUUGAAGACUGUAGACUUCAGAUCAAGUCAAAUUUUUCCGACAAGUCUAAUUUUUUUUUUUCAAACAUAGGGCUAUUACAAAAUAGGUGUAAUUCUCAAAAAUCUUUACCAUCAGUGAACAGAUGCUCUCUUCAUCCUAUGUAGUCAAAACCCAUUAAUCAUAUAUCCUAUGAUUCAACAUAAUGAAUAUUAAAAUAUGCUAUGUAUGUAAAUUUUAUCAAUAUAGUACACAUGAAGUUGAUAAAAUAUUAGAUUUUUAUGAAUGUGAUUAUGCUUAUUAUUUACCUCUAAGUCAGUUGUCACGUCUCAAAUGUUGUGGGGAAAUGAUGAACACAGUUUGUGCAUGCAGGAUCUGGAGAUGGGAUCGCCUGACGGCGGGGGGAGCAAACUCCACCCAUCAGAUAGGAUCUCUGGCAGGCGGAGCGGUGGGCAGCCUGUGCCGAAAGGGCUCAGGCUGGUUGGAGGGGACGCUUGACAAGUCCCGCAGAAAACUUGAGAGGGGCAAAGUCCAGCCUGAGUGUGAGGGAGACAGAGUGGAAGUUAAUGUGUGAGAGCGUGCUGGGCACAAAAUCACAUGUCAUUUUAAAGAAAUGCUCCAAAGAUGGCGGUGGUAAUUGCGACUGGAGUUUCUGGUGCCUCCGGAGUGCAAAAAAGUGGAUUUCUGGAGGUUUUGGUGCGGGAGCGGUGGCACAAAGUUUUGGUCAACUUGAACGAGGAAGCGCUCACGUUAAGCUGCGAGGAGAGCUGCGUUAACGACAAUGUCAACUCUAACGGCGUUACCAACGGAUCUUACCUCGACAACAAUAACACCAACUCCAACAACGGCCCCCAAACUGUGCGCACCGCGUUCACGGACCUACCGGAGCGAGUGCCCGAGGCGAUCGCCAACAGAAAGCGGUGCGUCAAGGUGGCCAAGCAGGAGGUCGGGGGACUCGGGAUCAGCAUCAAAGGUGGGAAGGAGAAUAAAAUGCCCAUCCUCAUCAGUAAGAUAUUCAAGGGGCUCGCAGCGGACCAGACCCAGGCUCUGUAUGUCGGGGACGCCAUCCUGUCAGUGAACGGCAUGAACCUGCGGGACGCGACCCAUGACGAAGCUGUGCAAGCGCUGAAACGGGCCGGGAAAGAGGUGACUCUGGAAGUCAAAUACAUGCGCGAGGCAACGCCGUACGUCAGAAAGGGGUCCCCUGUGUCAGAGAUCGGAUGGGAAACCCCACCUCCUGAGUCUCCCCGCCUUGGCAGCACUCCCAUCACCUCCUCUUCUGACCCUCUGAGCUCUCCUCCCCAGCCCUCCCUGUCACUGCAGGGUGACAGGAGGUGCCUACCACUUAAGAUGUGUUAUGUGACCAGAGCCAUGACCACACCAGACCCUGAGAACAGACAACUGGAGCUGCAUUCCCCUGACGCCAGGCACACCGUGGUGCUGCGGUGCCCAGAUCAACCAUCUGCCCUGGCCUGGUUCUCUGCCAUGCACUCUGUCACAUUCACUCUGGCACAGCGGGCACUGGCAGAAGUCAUCCAGAACACAGCCAGGACAGGGGUUGCUGGCAGCAAAGAGAUACGACACCUGGGAUGGCUGGCAGGGAAGACAGAGAGUGAGAAGGAGUGCUGGAAGCCAGUGCUGGUGGUGGUGACAGAGAAAGACCUGCUGCUGUACGACAGUGUACCACGAGGCAAGGAGGCCUGGCAGAGCCCGGCACACACUUAUCCACUACUAGCAACACGUCUGGUCCACUCUGGCCCUGACCGAGGCUCACCUCACUCUGGCACGGAGCUGUUCUUUGCCACUCGGACCGGCACACGCCUCGGCAUCGAGACAUACCUCUUCCGAGCUGAGACCACCAAGGAUCUGUCCCUGUGGACUCGACAUAUAGUCAACGGGUGUCACGCUUCAGCUGAGAUGAUCAAGGAAGUCACUACAAGUUGUCUUUACCGGGGUCAGGAGUGCCGGCUGGUGAUUCACUACGAACAGGGUUUCUCUGUGUUGGCUGAACCCAAACUUGGAGAUGGGGAGAAUGGGGAGGAGAGAGGAACUCACACUCCUACCAGACCACGAGUACUCCUCUCCUACCCCUACGAAAAACUAAAGAUGUCCUCAGAUGAUGGAGUUCGUAUGCUCUUCCUUGACUUUGGAGGGAAAGAGGGGGAGAUUCAACUGGACCUCCACUCGUGUCCGAAGCCAAUUGUCUUCAUCCUCCACUCCUUCCUCUCUGCUAAGAUCUCCCGCCUGGGUCUGGUAGCCUGACAGCCUCUCUGAAGGGACAUUUCACCUGCUUUGAAAACAGAAAUCCACCGUGUUUCUCCACCUCUCUGCAGGCCGCAUGCAGUGCACCUCGUUAAACUCCUAUAGCGGGGGACCCAAGCUGAGCGAAUGUAGCCUCUCUCUGAAAACUACUCCAACUCCAAGUUAAAGAAACACUGGAGAAACCAAUCCAGAUUGGUUUUGCUUUGAGUGGAAUGUGCUCUUGAUGGACAGGUUUUUUAGGUUUUAAACCUUCCCCUUUAAGGGCUGUGAUGACUUAAGUGUUGACUGAGGAACCACAGAAGAAAACAUGGACUGUCACUGGACUUGAAGCAGAGGGAUGGUAUGAUGUAUAUAGAGAAGGACACACUGAAAGAAACAGAUUGGGCAUUACUGUCACGUCCAGGGUUGGAAAGACUGGAUACGUGCAGCAGGGGUUGAGAUGAAUUCACUUUUAAUUCAAUCAAAAUGUAAUGGCAAACUGCCUUCCAUUUACCAAUUAUAUAAUUUAUUCACCAUCAGCUCUGAAAGGACACUCUGUAUUUAACUCUGUCAUUUUUCUUCACCAAAAACUUUAAACAUUUGUCUUUGUUAGUGUCCCCUUGAGAUGUCUUGUUAGUUAUGUCACUAUUCAUCAUUGAAACUGGGAGGCCCGACUGGCCGCACAGUUUCCCACAAUGUGACAGCUGACUCAAAUUCAAAAUGUCACAGUAUUUCUUUAACAGGUUGCAUACAGUAACCAUGUUGUGGUCAUAGUAUUUCAGUGUGCAACUGAGUUGACAGUGAUCCAAUGUCAGCUCUCAUGUCUUGAAUCAUGAAAAACAUUGGCAUCAUUUACAUCAUUUAUAACUUACUCAACCGUUCUAUUUUUUGUUGUCACAUUUGUUUUUCUGAUGCAUUUAACUUCCACAGUAAAACUUAAAAUACAUGCAAGUUCAUGAUUAGGAUAUCAAUAGGUAUUAAUAAUACCACAACUAAAUGAUGAGAUAAUAUUAAGGAUACUUUGGUUAACAUGUUUUGGAUAAUUUUAAGAAAUAAUUGAAGAUUUAUUACAUACAUCAA